Molecule: messenger RNA, 1233 nt
Organism: Trypanosoma theileri
Lineage: Eukaryota; Euglenozoa; Kinetoplastea; Trypanosomatida; Trypanosomatidae
Exons: 1
Coding region: 1-1233 (410 amino acids)
Source: RefSeq, a predicted model, not a curated record
AUGCGUUCCACAACACCACCACUUUACUACAAACGUCCAGAAGCUGCCCCUGUACCUUAUUAUAUUGCUGGUAGCACAAGAGAUAUUCCACCAUCUUUGCGUGUUCCACAACCAACAACAGGAGCAGCAACAGCAACAACAACAAGCCGAUGGAGCAAUGCGAUGCCAGCUGGUAACCCCCGCGUUGGAUCUGUCGAUCAAUCAACAUAUGGACCACCACCAACACAACAACAACAACAACAACAACAGUGCUCUUCUAAUACAUUUAUCCCAGUGCCUUCAGUGGCCAACCCAUUUGGUAUCCCCAAUACAUCUCCAAGAAACUCUCUGGUGGGGGAGAAUCCAUCAGAAUUACUGCAGCAGAGCGCUGUCCGUUGGAGCACCACAGCGAAUCAAAGUGCCCAAGCAUUGUCAUCAUUGGAGACUGAAGAGGCAACACUUUUGCUAGAAGAGCAAACCAUGCGGGCAAAACUUGCAGAACUUCAGUUAACACGUCAACGACAGAGUGAAGAACAGCUAAAUCUCAGUCAAGGAUGGGCAACAAUGCUUGAUCGGGAGGAACGCUAUUUCAUGGAGCCACCUUUGGAUCUCUCAGAAGAAAUCUGGGCAAGAGAACAGCAGUGUGCCCUCCUUCAGCAAGAACUCCAACAAGCCGAAACACAACUUGAGGAGCUGCGUCAAGAGCAUGAAGAAUAUAAUGCGGUUAUGCAAGAGAAACAGGAGCUGGAGAAGGAAAUGCAGCGUCUUCGAGAAAGUUUUAUGGCAAUUGAGGAGCGACGAAAGGCAUGUAGAUCACUGGCAGAACGCUGCUUUGAUGCAGAAUCUAAACGAGCUGUGGUUGGGGCACGCUAUGUACGGGAGUUAGAGACACAAUUAAAGGAAAUGACAUCUAGUGGCCCUCUAGCGGAAACCCAGAAUGUACCUCCGUCACGAUCCACAUCGCGUGGUGUUACCUUUGCACAAAAAAGUAUCAUUCUUGACUUGGGUCCACAAUCCGGAAAAGACUAUGGCGGCCGUAAGGUUGAUACAGAUGAAAAUGAUAAUGAUAAUAAUACUGAAGGUGGAGAGGCAGGACUCACUCAGGGUAUUGGUGGAACAUCCGUUUGUCUCCAGGAUGAUGAAGAUGAUGAUGAUGAUAAUGAUUACGCUCUUGGAGGUGGAAUCGGUGGACAGAGUGCUGCGUACUCACUCAGCCUCCUCAAACGUACACGGGUUGAGGUACCAACUGCAUGA